AUGGUGAACAGCAUUCCCAAAAAUCCAGAUGACUCUGAUCCAGAGACACAGCAUCUAUUAGCAGGGCACAAAAACCCAGAUGACUGCGAUCUAGAGACCCAGCAAAUCUUAGCAGGGAAUGCGCAUUUCCAUCGUCUCGGAUGGAAGCGCCUCACUAUCAUCACGAUCGUUGAGGCGAUCGCGCUCGGCAGUCUUGGGCUUCCGUCUGCCUUCGCAGCUGUCGGAAUGGUUCCAGGUGUCAUCUUGACAGUUGGUAUCGGCUUAGUUGCCAUGUACGCUGGAUAUAUCAUCGGCCAAGUGAAACUUAGAUAUCCUCAAGUUGCCCACUAUGCAGAUGUCGGGCGACUGUUAAUGGGCAGUUGGGGAUCUAAAAUCUUCGUAGGCAGCUUUGUUGCCUUGCUUGUGUGCGUUAUUGGAUCGCAUACCUUGACAGGUGCCAUUGCGUUCAGGACCAUCGCGCAGAGCGAAUCUUGCUCGCUUAUAUUCAGCAUUGUAUCUGCUGCGAUUCUGAUGUUACUCGCUGUUCCGCCUUCAUUUUCGGAAAUUGCCAUUCUCGGUUAUAUCGACUUUGCUUCUAUUGUGUUGGCUAUAGGUUUUACUAUGGUUGUGACUGGAAUUCAAGGCUCGGGUACCUCAGAUUGGUCUGCCUGGCCAAAACCCGGUCUUUCUUUCACUGCGGCUAUUGUGGCUGCCAAUAAUAUCGUCUUCGCGUAUUCGUUUGCUGGCUGUUUGCCUUCUUUUAUGGAAGAGAUGCAUACUCCUAAGGAUUAUACCAAGGCGAUGUGGUGGCUCGGAGGAGUUCAAAUCGUCAUUUAUACUCUUACUGGAUCGCUGAUUUAUGCCUUUGUCGGACAAGAUGUGCAAUCUCCAGCUUUGCUAUCGGCAGGACCCCUGUUUUCAAGAGUGGUGUUUGGCAUCGCGCUCCCAGUGAUCUUCAUCUCAGGAUCUAUCAACACUACUGUGGUUUGUCGGUAUAUUCAUGGAAAGGUGUAUCAGAAAUCAGUUGUUCGCUUCAUCAACACCCCUAAGGGAUGGGUUACAUGGCUCAGCCUUGUGCUUUUCGUUACAGUGAUAGCGUGGGUUAUUGCCGAGGCUAUCCCCAUUUUCUCCUACUUGUUGUCCAUCAUUUCGUCUCUGUUCGUUUCUGGACUAUCAUUCUAUCUUCCGCCAAUCAUGUGGUAUGUCCUCUUGCGAGAAGGCGAAUGGUAUGAGAAACACAAUUUGAAGACUGCCAUGUGCAAUGCGGUAGUGUUUGUGAUUGGUAUGAUUAUUUUUGGAUGCGGUACAUACGCCAGCAUGGCUGAGUUGAUUCAUGAAUUUCAGUCCGGAUCAAUAAGCAAGCCUUUCACAUGUGCGGCCUAG
Molecule: messenger RNA, 1362 nt
Organism: Penicillium malachiteum
Lineage: Eukaryota; Fungi; Ascomycota; Eurotiomycetes; Eurotiales; Aspergillaceae
Exons: 2
Coding region: 1-1362 (453 amino acids)
Biological process (GO): amino acid transmembrane transport
Cellular component (GO): vacuolar membrane
Molecular function (GO): amino acid transmembrane transporter activity
Source: RefSeq, a predicted model, not a curated record